Messenger RNA from Candoia aspera, 2479 nucleotides. RefSeq names its product ST6 beta-galactoside alpha-2,6-sialyltransferase 2 (gene ST6GAL2). The coding region runs from base 52 to 1626 and encodes 524 amino acids. NCBI's taxonomy places the organism in Eukaryota, Metazoa, Chordata, Lepidosauria, Squamata, Candoiidae. Gene Ontology annotation, molecular function: beta-galactoside alpha-2,6-sialyltransferase activity. Gene Ontology annotation, biological process: sialylation. Gene Ontology annotation, cellular component: Golgi apparatus. The record is from RefSeq and is a predicted model, not a curated record. The transcript has 5 exons.
UUUCUUUUCAUAAAUCCUUUAAGGUGCAGAGGAGUUGUCACAGACAUUGCCAUGAAACCCAAUCUGAAACAGUGGAAACAAAUAAUGCUGUUUGGAAUAUUUGCCUGGGGCCUCCUGUUCCUAUUUAUCUUCAUAUAUUUCACAGAUAGCAACAUCACUGAUGCAGUUCCUAGUUCCUUCUCUUAUGCUGAAGCCAAAAGACUCUUGCCCAUUCAAGGCAAGCAGAGGGUUAUCAUGGGAGCAAUACAUGACACAGCCUUCUCCGAAACAGUAAAUGAGAUGCUCCUCAACAAAGAUGUCUUAGACUCAUUGAAAUCAGAGACUGGGAAUAUUAAAAAGUGGACUGGCUUAGAUGAUAGUUUUGAAAGUGAAGAAUUUUUUCCUUCUCAGUUAAGAAGAAAAUCCAAAAGCAAUUUUCAUCAGAGGAACAGUGAUUAUUUAUUUGCUGCUGGUCAACCUCAGUCACCAAGUAAUGUUCAGCAAGAGGUGAAAUUAAACUCUGCACGGGGGGAGGAUCAGAAGAGGAAUGUUUUGCAGAAUAAUUGGUUCCCUCAAAAGAAGAUAAAGAAAACACACAUAAAUCACAGAAGAAGAGAAUUAUUUGAAGAGUCCCAUGAAUGGAAUGAAAUCUAUUCUACAAUGUCAAAAUCGUUCCUGUUCAGGCUUUGGAGGGGGGAUGUCUCCUCCAAGAUGCUGAACCCUCGCCUUCAGAAAGCAAUGAAAGAUUACUUGAGUGCCAAUAAGCACGGGGUUCAGUUCAGAGGGAAGCAAAACUCCCAACUGACUUCAGAACAGCUCUUCUGUAAGCUCAAGGCACGUGUAAACAUCAGAACCAUUGAUGGCGAGGAAGCUCCCUUUUCACUUCUUGGUUGGAAAAAACACGUCCCUCAAACUUCACUGAGUAAACUAUAUCCUCAUGGAUUUGGAAGCUGUGCUGUCGUUAUGUCUGCUGGUGCCAUACUGAACUCUUCUCUGGGGCAUGAAAUAGAUUCUCAUGAUGCAGUUCUACGAUUCAAUUCUGCUCCAACAAAGGGUUAUGAAAAAGAUGUUGGAAAUAAAACUACUAUGCGCAUCAUUAAUUCCCAGAUUCUUACUAAUCCUAACUAUCAUUUCGUCGAUAACUCCUUAUAUAAAGAUGUUAUUUUAGUGGCUUGGGAUCCUGCUCCCUAUUCUGCAAAUCUGGAUAUGUGGUAUAAGAAUCCAGACUACAACUUGUUUACUCCAUACGUACAGCAUCGCAGUAAGAAUCCAAACCAACCAUUCUACAUUCUUCAUCCAAAAUUUAUAUGGCAGCUCUGGGAUAUUAUUCAAGAGAAUACUAAAGAGAAGAUACAACCCAAUCCUCCUUCUUCAGGUUUCAUUGGGAUUUUCAUCAUGAUGUCCAUGUGCAGUGAAGUGCAUGUGUACGAAUACAUUCCAUCCAUCCGACAAACUGAUCUUUGCCACUAUCAUGAAUUCUACCAUGAUGCAGCCUGUACCUUGGGGGCUUAUCAUCCAUUGCUUUAUGAGAAACUGCUGGUGCAGAGGAUGAACAAAGGCAUCAAGGAGGAUUUGUAUCAGAAGGGGAAAGUGAUUUUGCCAGGAUUUAGGUCGGUGAGAUGUCGACGACGAUUCCGACUCCCAUAAGAAUGAUAUCUUUCUCAAACAAUGUGCAAUAAGGUGCUAUAGUCAUACUGAUAAAUAGCAGAAAUACUUGAAAAAUGGAUCCUAGACCAACCAAGUCUUGAGUCUACAGUGAGUAAUUAAGUAGCAGGUAUGAGGGAAAUUCUUGUUUCUAAGGCCUCAUUAUUUCUUUGCAAGGUUUGUUAAGAUGUAGCCUUUUGAGAACUGCAAAAUACAGUGAAGACAAACUUGAGUAUUUGUAUGUGGCCUGCCAGAAAACAUCAAACAUUUCUACCACUUGUCAGAUUAAGGCCUUUCAGAUGAAGCAUUUUAUUAAUUUCACGUGAUCCAAUAAAACAGUUCUUAGCACAAAAUAAAAAGGAACAUUAGAGAAAAGUUCAUAGCCUAAGAUUUCUGUCCUUUCCCUCUUAUAAGAAAUUAAAAAAUAACUACUAGGUGUGUACUGAAUACAAUGAGCCAUAUUCUUUUCAUUUAGGAACACUUUAUUUCAAUUCUUCUAGUGAUAGAACUUGGCAUCCUCAGCUUAAAAGUGUUUGGGGCUAGUCUGUUUUAAAAUGCAUUAAGACCGUUUGUAUUUGAUUAAAUACAUAGAUAGAUUUUAUGUAUAGCAAAGGCCGAUGAGAGAGAAACUAUCUAUUGUCUCAGAAAACAGCAUACUAAAAUUUGUCCUGAUGCAUUAUCCUGAUUCUGGCACCAGAAGAAAAAUAUUUGCUGGCCUGCCAUGCUGAGCCAGAUACUCACAAAGCUCACUCUGGUCUUUGCUCCUGCAUUUUGUCUGAAAACCCCAGUGGGCAGUCGCAAAACUGCGAAGUUUCAUAAUGCCACUGAUGCAUAGAUCAAACUUUAAUUGUUAAAA